AACAUAGAUUGACUUGUCGGGAUUUUCAAAAGGUUAUUGAUUACUUUUUAUAAUAAAUUGCUCAAACAAAAAUUCUUUACAAAUGAACCACGAACCACGCUGUUGUGAUAAUCGUGAUUAAUUCGCUAUAGUCGUUGGUGUCGAUUACCACUGAAAAUGCUUGUGAGAUUAAUCAUUAUUGUGUUGGCGCUAAUCAAGGGUGGAGACUCUUCUACUUCAGAAGGAAAGGAAGCUUUUAGUGCCAUAUACGCCGACCGUGAUGAACAAGGCAGACCACUUUCGAAACGAAAUUCACUCCAGUUUGGUGCCAUGAUUUGGUGUAAAGUUGGAAGAAACCCGCUAGACUACAAUGGAUACGGCUGCUGGUGUGGAGUAGGAGGAAAAGGAGAGCCUGUGGACGAAAUUGAUCGGUGUUGUCUUAUCCACGACAAGUGUUAUGACGACAUCAUAGCCAAAAACACUUGCAACACAAAAGUAGACGCAGCAUUGCUCAUAAUUACGUACAUAAGAGAUGGCUGUACGGGUUGUGGUAAGUGGUUCACGCUUAUACUUUGCUCAAUGUUUACCAAACCUGAUUUAAAACUUGAAGCACUAUGGUAGAGAAAAUAAUUUUUGAAGGUUGUUACCGCAAACUUCAAAAACGGGGCAGGGGGUGGGGGUAGGUGGUACCGGGGUAGCCUACUUUGGCUUAAAACUACAUAUUUCUAGAAAAUGUCACGACUUUACUCUGAAACUUAUCUAACUUAUAUUUGGUAAUUUGGUAUAACAUGUCAUUGUGCCCGUAACAUGAUAUUCCCAGGGCAUCCUUUUUUUUAACAGGCAUUUCGGUUUUAUUAAUACACUUUAAACGCUCUAAGUUUCAUUAUCAUUGCUUAAAUAUUACAGAGAAGUAGGGUGCGGGGAGGAGUUG
Molecule: messenger RNA, 910 nt
Organism: Orbicella faveolata
Lineage: Eukaryota; Metazoa; Cnidaria; Anthozoa; Scleractinia; Merulinidae
Product: phospholipase A2 A2-actitoxin-Cgg2a-like
Biological process (GO): arachidonate secretion; lipid catabolic process; phospholipid metabolic process
Molecular function (GO): calcium ion binding; phospholipid binding
Source: RefSeq, a predicted model, not a curated record